GCCCGUGGAGGAUGUGUUGAUGGACAGGCUGGUGGCUCUGUGUUGUGGGACGUAUGGAGGGUAUGUUUGUGGACAGGCUGUAGUCGAUGUCUCGUUGCCUUAGGUUGCUGGGCCUUGAAGCUUCUGGCCCCCAGCAGGAGCCUGUGGGGACUGGCCACUUGGGCUCACAGGCCAUCCCUUGGCAACAGCAGGUAUGGAAAGGAAGUUUCAGGGGAGUAUUCUUUGUGACCAGGUAGCCGUUGUGCAUCCCCGUGGUCAUGGCUUCUGUGCCUUGUGGGUGGACUUCCCUGAGGGACAGCUUGCAGCCCAGAAAACCCCUGCUGCACUUGUGAGAGGCCAGUCCCUGCUCUGGUGGCAUGGUUCUGUAAAGGCGAUGGUGAGUGAUGGCCGUCAGUGACUUGGCUGUUCAUCAGGAGCCUCUGAGCGCUACUUUUGCAUGCUGUUUGUCCGCUUACUGCCUUUGCACCUGCCAUCUGGCCCUGGGGAGUCACUGAACCCUGGCAGAAGGUGCGUGUUGGAAUGUGGUCAUGAGUCCUGGGAGGAGUAGCUUGGAAGCCUCAGAAACCUGUUAGUUGUAAGUUUCAUCUUGGGGUGUCGAGUUGAUGAGGUAGCGCCGCCCAAGUGUAUUUUGUGGCUUCCGCCAGUCUCUAGUGACCCUGCAUUGAACUGUCUUUUGCCUUUUCCUUGGUUUCAGGUAAUCAUUGCCAAAUGAGGAGGAAAGGACGAUGUCAUCGAGGCUCCACAGCGAGGCAUCCUUCCUCCCCCAGUGUUAAGCACUCCCCCACGCGAGAAACACUGACUUACGCUCAGGCUCAAAGGAUGGUUGAGAUAGAAAUCGAAGGGCGCUUGCAUCGCAUCAGUAUUUUUGAUCCCUUGGAGAUCAUAUUAGAAGAUGACCUCACUGCUCAAGAAAUGAGCGAAUGCAACAGCAAUAAAGAAAAUAGCGAGAGACCACCUGUUUGCUUAAGAACUAAGCGUCACAAAAACAACAGGGUCAAAAAGAAAAACGAAGCCCUCCCUAGCUCCCAUGGCACCCCAGCCUCUGCCAGUGCCCUCCCUGAGCCCAAGGUGCGGAUCGUGGAGUACAGCCCUCCCUCUGCUCCCAGGAGGCCCCCCAUGUACUAUAAGUUCAUCGAGAAGUCUGCCGAGGAGCUGGACAAAGAGGUGGAGUACGACAUGGAUGAGGAGGACUAUGCCUGGCUGGAGAUCAUUAACGAGAAGCGGAAGAGCGAUUGUGUCUCAGCGGUGUCACAGAACAUGUUUGAGUUCCUGAUGGACCGCUUUGAGAAGGAGUCUUACUGCGAGAACCAGAAGCAGGGCGAGCAGCAGUCCCUGAUCGAUGAGGAUGCUGUGUGCUGCAUCUGCAUGGACGGGGAGUGUCAGAACAGCAACGUGAUCCUCUUCUGCGACAUGUGCAACCUGGCCGUGCACCAGGAGUGCUACGGGGUGCCCUACAUACCCGAGGGCCAGUGGCUCUGCCGCCACUGCCUGCAGUCCCGGUCCCGUCCUGCUGACUGUGUGCUGUGCCCCAAUAAGGGUGGUGCCUUCAAAAAGACGGACGACGACCGCUGGGGCCACGUGGUGUGUGCCCUGUGGAUCCCGGAGGUCGGCUUUGCCAACACGGUGUUCAUCGAGCCCAUCGACGGGGUGAGGAACAUCCCCCCAGCCCGCUGGAAACUGACGUGCUACCUCUGUAAGCAGAAGGGCGUGGGUGCGUGCAUCCAGUGCCACAAAGCAAACUGCUACACGGCAUUCCACGUGACCUGCGCCCAGAAGGCCGGCCUGUACAUGAAGAUGGAGCCUGUGAAGGAGCUGACGGGUGGCAGCACCACCUUCUCGGUCAGAAAGACUGCCUACUGUGAUGUCCACACGCCUCCGGGGUGUACCCGGAGGCCCCUGAACAUUUAUGGGGAUGUUGAGAUGAAAAAUGGUGUCUGUAGAAAAGACAGCUCAGUCAAAACAGUCAGGUCCACAUCCAAGGUCAGGAAGAAAGCAAAGAAGGGCAAGAAAACAGUGGCGGAGCCCUGUGCGGUGCUGCCCACAGUGUGCGCUCCGUAUAUUCCCCCUCAGAGAUUAAAUAGGAUUGCGAAUCAGGUGGCCAUUCAGCGGAAGAAGCAGUUUGUGGAGCGGGUGCACAGCUACUGGUUACUCAAAAGGCUGUCUAGGAAUGGCGCCCCCCUGCUGCGGAGGCUCCAGUCCAGCCUGCAGUCCCAGAGAAGCUCACAGCAGAGAGAGAAUGAUGAAGAGAUGAAAGCUGCCAAAGAGAAGCUGAAGUACUGGCAGCGGUUACGGCAUGACCUCGAGCGUGCACGGCUACUGAUUGAGCUGCUGCGGAAACGGGAGAAACUCAAGCGUGAGCAGGUGAAGGUGGAGCAGAUGGCCAUGGAGCUGCGGCUAACCCCGCUCACAGUGCUGCUUCGCUCCGUCCUGGAGCAACUGCAGGAGAAGGACCCUGCCAAAAUCUUUGCCCAGCCCGUGAGUCUGAAGGAGGUACCAGAUUAUCUGGAUCACAUUAAACACCCCAUGGACUUUGCCACGAUGCGGCAGCGGUUAGAAGCUCAAGGGUAUAAAAACCUGUGUGCAUUUGAGGAGGAUUUUAAUCUCAUUGUAGAUAACUGCAUGAAGUACAAUGCCAAGGACACCGUGUUUUAUAGAGCCGCAGUGAGGCUGCGGGAUCAGGGAGGUGUUGUUCUGAGGCAGGCCCGGCGUGAAGUGGACAGCAUUGGCCUGGAAGAGGCCUCAGGAAUGCACCUACCCGAGCGGCCUGUGGUGGCCCCUCGGCGGCCCUUCUCCUGGGAAGACGUGGACAGGUUGCUGGACCCGGCCAACAGGGCCCACCUGAGCUUGGAGGAGCAGCUGAGAGAGCUGUUGGAUAAGCUGGACCUCACCUGCUCUGUGAAGUCCAGUGGCUCACGGAGUAAACGGGCAAAGCUGCUCAAAAGAGAAAUUGCUCUCCUGCGGAACAAGUUGAGCCAGCAGCACAGCUCCCCGCCCGGGGGGCCAGGUACUGGAGGCUUGGAAGAGGAUGCCGCUCCCCUGGGGCCAGACACCGGGGAGGACGUCCUUCCGAGGUUGGAGACUCUACUGCAGCCAAGGAAAAGGUCGCGGAGCACAUGUGGAGACUCCGAGGCGGAGGAGGAGUCCCCGGGAAAGCGCCUGGACACAGGUCUUACCAAUGGCUUUGGGGGUACAAGGAGUGAGCAGGAGCCGGGCACUGGCCCAGGAAGGAAAGCCGCGCCCAGGCGGCGCUGUGCAUCUGAGUCCAGCCUCUCUUCCAGCAACAGCCCGCUCUGCGAUUCAAGUUUCAGUGCACCCAAGUGUGGGCGCGGCAAGCCUGCUCUUGUGCGAAGGCACACGCUGGAGGAUCGCAGUGAGCUGAUCUCCUGUAUUGAAAAUGGGAACUAUGCCAAAGCAGCCAGGAUUGCAGCUGAAGUGGGGCAGAACAGCAUGUGGAUUUCCACGGAUGCCGCAGCCUCUGCUCUGGAGCCCCUGAAGGUGGUGUGGGCCAAGUGCAGCGGUUACCCCUCCUACCCGGCGCUGAUCAUCGACCCCAAGAUGCCACGUGUGCCUGGCCACCACAAUGGCGUCACCAUCCCCGCCCCGCCCCUGGAUGUGCUGAAGAUUGGGGAGCACAUGCAGACCAAGUCUGAGGAGAAGCUGUUUCUCGUUCUGUUCUUUGAUAAUAAGAGAAGUUGGCAGUGGCUUCCCAAGUCCAAAAUGGUUCCCCUGGGUAUUGACGAGACCAUCGACAAGCUAAAAAUGAUGGAAGGGAGGAACUCGAGCAUCCGGAAGGCCGUGCGGGUGGCCUUUGACCGCGCCAUGAACCACCUGAGCCGCGUCCACGGGGAGCCAGCCAGCGACCUCAGCGACAUCGACUGAGGCCCGCCCCGAGCCUUGUGCAUAGUGUUGAUAAGCUGUACAUGCUGUAUAUGGUUCAAAACUUAACUUAUUCUGAUUUUGUAGCUGUAGUUCUGUAAUUCUUUUUCCCCAGGGAGGGGGAGGUUUCAUUUCCACGUUUUCUAUGGAACCAUCUCAUCUUGGCGCGGGCGGUGGGGGGCAGGGGCGUCCCAGCCGGGCGGCGGGGGCUCGCUGUGUGUGUUGGGGGGCACGGGCGUCUUGGCCCUGCUUGUGCCAUGGCCUCCCUGUUCUUUGACCUGUAGCUUUUUUUUUUUUAAAGACCUUUGAAUGUUUAAUAAUUUUGUAAAUCAUGCUCUUUGCACAGAGUGCCACUUAUUUAAUAAGACGGGAUGUAAAAUUUACAGUGACAAAUGUGUAUUUUAAGAAAGAAAAUGACAUUAUUUUGAACGGUACUUUGUGCAAAGAGGAGAAUAAAAACUUAACGCUGUGUGCAUCACUCGCAAAUCACCAAAAACACUCCGCCAGCCGCGCCGGGCGGGCCGCGGUCCGUCAGCCCCGCCCCGCGCCCCCGCCCCGCCCUCCGCCCCGCCCCCGCCCCGCCCCGCCCCCGCUCCGCCCCGCCCCUCGGCGUGCCUCCCAGCAGAUUAUUUAUUGUAGAAGUGUACUCGUUUGCUUUAUAAUGAAAAAUAAAUUUGCAAAAAGUAUAUUGAUAUGCAUUUUUAUACAGCACAUAAAGAUUCAACUCGGUUUGGGAGCAGAAUGUGUCGGGCGGUUAGAGAAACAACUGGCCUGUGAGUACUUUGAUUUUGUAACUUGUAAUCUUGUUUACAAAUGAGGGGCUUUCUGUAACUUGUUUUAAUUUAGAACACUUUGGUAGCAAUAGAACUUUGGAUACAUUUUUGUAUGGUACAUGUGAUGUAUAUAGAAUUAGUACUUUAUUUUUAUUUUUAGAGGUAAAGCAUUAUGUUAGGGGAGAAAGCAGGGUGGGUUUCCAAAUUUGCCUUUUUUUAUAUUAAAAAUAAAGUGAAGAUUUGGA
Molecule: messenger RNA, 4894 nt
Organism: Perognathus longimembris pacificus (Pacific pocket mouse)
Lineage: Eukaryota; Metazoa; Chordata; Mammalia; Rodentia; Heteromyidae
Gene: Brd1
Product: bromodomain containing 1
Exons: 12
Coding region: 709-3879 (1056 amino acids)
Biological process (GO): regulation of transcription by RNA polymerase II
Cellular component (GO): MOZ/MORF histone acetyltransferase complex
Molecular function (GO): protein binding
Source: RefSeq, a predicted model, not a curated record